GCCUCCUACUUUUUGUUGGGACCUGUGGAGAGAAGAUCUCGCGCAGGGGUCGUGAAGCGGAAUAAAAUAGGAAAGAACUCGUACACAGAAAUGUUCCAAGUUGCUAUUUGGACAUGUAAGAGGCAAGCAGACGUGCUUUUCCGGCGAAUUUAACGGCGGAGUUUUGGUCAUAGUGCGAGCCUCCCUCACUGCUAGCAUGCUGAGUUUCCUGCGCAGGACACUGGGGCGACGCUCCAUCCGCAAGCACGCAGAAAAAGCUCGGUUACGGGAGGCCCAGCGUGCUACAACACACAUCCCAGCUGCUGGGGAUGCAAAGUCCAUCAUUACUUGCCGUGUGUCCUUGUUGGAUGGGACUGAUGUCAGCGUUGACCUCCCGAAAAAAGCCAAAGGUGAGGAGCUGUUUGACCAGAUCAUGUACCAUCUUGACAUAGUAGAGAAAGACUACUUUGGACUGCGCUUCAUGGACUCAGCACAAGUUCCGCACUGGCUCGAUGUUACAAAAAGUAUCAAGAAGCAAGUGAAAAUUGGCCCGCCAUACUGCCUUCACAUGAGAGUUAAGUUCUACUCCUCUGAGCCAAACAACCUGCACGAAGAGCUCACCCGAUAUCUUUUUGUGUUGCAGUUGAAACAAGACAUCCUCAGUGGAAAGCUGGAAUGUCCUUUUGAAACAGCUGUGGAGUUGGCUGCCUUCUCGCUUCAGGCUGAACUAGGUGAUUGUGACCCACUAGAACACAGUCUGGACCUCGUAUCAGAAUUUCGGUUUAUCCCCGACCAGACAGAAGAUGUGGAGCUGGCGAUAUAUAACGCAUGGAAGGAGUGCAGAGGUCAAACACCUGCCCAGGCUGAAAUCAACUACUUGAAUAAAGCAAAAUGGCUUGAAAUGUAUGGUGUGGACAUGCAUAUGGUGAAGGCACGUGACGGUAAUGAGUACAGUCUGGGUUUGACACCGACUGGAGUUCUGGUGUUUGAGGGAGAAACCAAGAUCGGCCUCUUUUUCUGGCCCAAGAUCACUCGUCUGGAUUUCAAAAAGAGUAAACUGACGCUUGUGGUCGUGGAAGAUGAUGACCAGGGCAAGGAGCAGGAGCACACCUUUGUCUUCAGAAUGGAUCACCCUAAGGCCUGUAAGCACCUCUGGAAGUGCGCAGUGGAACAUCAUGCUUUCUUUCGGCUGAGGGGACCAGUACAAAAGAACUCGGCACGUUCCGGCUUCAUUCGCAUGGGAUCACGCUUCAGAUACAGUGGAAACACAGAGUACCAGACAACAAAGUCCAAUAAAGCACGGAGGUCAGCCUCCUUUGAGAGGAGGCCCAGUCGUCGGUACUCCAGAAGAACAAUGCAGAACAGAGGACCCUUCAAUCCUCAGGAGGUUCUUUCAUCUGGCAAUGGAGUCAACUCCAGCAAAGACAACCAGGUUUCUUCCGGUAGAGGUGCCUGGUCAGGUGCGCCGGUUGUCAGCCUUGUGCCUGCCUCUGCCUGUGGCCCGUUGGAAAUACAGCCUCUGCCCAGGAGUCCUGGAGGGGAAAAGAGAAGUUUACCCAUGGCUGCUGACCUGAUUGAGACGUGCAUUGAUGAUGUCCUCAGAGCUUCUGUGGCUUCCAAAGUGCAGGCUGUUGAUGAGGCAGGACCAAGUGUCCCGUACGUCCCUCCCAGUGCCACUGGCGACGACUUACUCAGCCUUACUGAAACAGCAGCUCGUCUCAAGAAGUUGGAGUUGGAGAGCAGUCCACGCCUUGCCGUGUCAAAGAAUAACAUCAAUAUCAACAUGGUCAUGAAUAAUCAGGAGGACAUUGUGAAGCUCACAGAGAAAUGUGGUCUGAACAGUGCAGGAAGUAGCCCCGUUGUCACACCACUGCGCACCCCAGAUGAUCUGAAAAGUAACAUCCUUAAAGCACAAGCUGAGGCUGCCACCGUCAAGGGCACUUUGGAGGAUCAUGCCACAGUGAUUGGAGACAAAAACUGCAAUGUUCUGGAAACAUCAGCAAGGUUGAAGUUGCUCACUGGCCGAAUAGGCAGUAACUCAUCUUUGUCUGUUAGUAGUCGCCCUGACAUACAAGACACAUGGGACCUGCUCAAGCCGUCUUCACUGGUCUCAUCAGCAGGCACAAGUGCUGAGAGGUUAGCUGAAGAUUCAACCCCAACUCUACUCAAGUUGACCUCGGAAUCGGUAGAAGGCACGACACUAAAGGUUAAAGCCGAGGAGGUUGACGUUCCAAACACAACUCUGCCACUGCCUGAUAAUUUGAUUGACUUCAGCGAUCCAAUCCCUGUUUUACCACCACUGCAGCAACCUAAAGCUCACAUCACCCCUCGCUGGAUCAUUCCUACAUCUGCUCCUCCUGGCAUCUUUACUAACGGCCUGCUUGACCUUGAUCCCCCUGCUAAGGUCACCACUCUUCCCCCUGCAGACGGGGGAGGCUCUGUCACCUCAGCCCUCCCUCACUCCGCUCACACAUUUAACACCACCUCAGCCAGCACUAUGGCUCUGCAGGAAGCCUCGGAGGAUGGAACCACCCCCAGAGGACUCCUGACCACUGAGCUCUAAAACCCAUAGUAACCAAGCUGGGUCAGCAACACUCACACUAACAAACUGGACAAGGACUGUAAGUAAUUGGCUUUUAAAGCUUAGUUUUUAAUUACCGGUUCUAUCCAUUUUGGCACCGACGACUGAUGACGAGUGAUCACAUGAUUCUGUAGAUUUUUCUGCAUAAAAGAAAUCCUAAUUGGUCUGACUUCCAGCCUACGUGGUUCAUUUUUGCGCUGCUGUUGUUUAACGUCACGUCAUGCAUUCCACUGAACAUCGGCUGCACUGAAUGUUGUGUUUGAAUCAAACGGAAGACGAGAAGAGAUAGUAACAACUGGACUCUUCAUUUUCUUGACCAGCCAUGUUUUUUUAAACCUUUUCAUCCACUGGAUAUAACAUUUUUGUCACUGGAUUACAACACUGGACCCGAAGUGAUAUUUGUAUUAUCCUGCUUUUAUUUUUACACUGCAUUUGUACACUGUGGUACCAACAUUUGUGUCUGUUUUUCUGACCCUAUAUAAUUUAACUCGACCAACCUGUAUGAAGACACAGGCAUGUUCUUGCCUAAAAUGUGAUUCUGUACAUUUUUUUCCACUUUUUUGGGCUUGUUUUCUUUGGCAUUCAUGUUCAUUUUUCUCCAAAUGAGGAAUGUAACUGUGUUGACUGUGCAAACACGUUUCACAUGCAGGAAAAAAACGAUUGCUUGUGAAUAUUCUUACUCGUCCAGCUCAUCGUAUUCUCAGGGCACUCGAUCGAUCGCAACUGGACUGACGUUUCGCCUGUCAUUAGAGCCGGCUUCAUCAGUUCAUGCACAAUGACUAGAUAGGACGGCGCUUGUUUGAUUAGAUAGGACGGCUCUUGUCUGAGGAGAUGGUGCAGAAUCCAAAGUAUUUCUGAAGAAUAGUUUCACUCGUUUGUGGUGCAAAACGACAGUCGUUAUGUUACAAUGGAGUGGGGCCUCUGCCAGCCAAUGACCAUCAUUUGGUUGGAAUCACCUUGUAUUCCAUGCACAUGUAACAGUAGUGAUGGUGAACAUGCGUGAACCCAAGUUCACGAGUCUGUCUACUGCACGGGGUGUCCAGACUUUUUCCACGAACAAGGGAAAAAUGAAAGGAUGCGGGGGCCAGGUUGAUAUUUUCUAAAGCAACAUGUAGAUAUGCUGAGAAGUUAUAUAUAUAUAUAUAUAUAUAUAUAUAUAUAUAUAUAUAUAUAUAUAUAUAUAUAUAUA
Dunckerocampus dactyliophorus (ringed pipefish) is the source of this 3749-nucleotide messenger RNA. RefSeq names its product erythrocyte membrane protein band 4.1 like 5 (gene epb41l5). The coding region runs from base 197 to 2542 and encodes 781 amino acids. Gene Ontology annotation, cellular component: cytoskeleton. The record is from RefSeq and is a predicted model, not a curated record. The transcript is spliced from 26 exons. NCBI's taxonomy places the organism in Eukaryota, Metazoa, Chordata, Actinopteri, Syngnathiformes, Syngnathidae. Gene Ontology annotation, molecular function: cytoskeletal protein binding.